CCCCCUCUCUCUCUCUCUCUAUAUAUAUAUAUAUAUAUAUAUAUAUAUAUAUGUACGUAUACAUUUAUACCCGCCGUAUACUCCUGUAUACGUACAUUCGUUUCUUCUUCUCUCUUUCCCUCUCUCUAUAGAUUGUUCGUUGGAGUUAGUUCUGUAGUUGUAUUCUCUCGUUUGAGCUGCCGUUUCACUACAGAGAGGCGAUGUUUGACCUCAAUCUCAGCGCGGUGGAGGCGAUCGGCGAUCGAGGUGUGGCGGCGUCGGAGAAGGUUCUGGAGCUAUCGGGGACCUCGAAUUCAUCCGUUGUGAAUGCGGAGACCUCCAGCACCGCCGGCGACGACGAGUACUCCUGCUCGGAUGGGUACGCGUUUGAGAUACUGAGGAGGGAGGAGGAUGGGAAGGAGUACGGGGAGAGUGAGAAUCGAGGUGGCUUUGAGACGAUGGAGCUGUUUCCGUUGAGCGGGGGAGAGGCGGCGUUGUUCAACCAGCAGCAGCAACAAUGGUUGGAUCUCUCCGCCAAUUAUGGCAUUGUGGCGGAUCCGAGGAUUAUGAUUUUGCCGCCUCAGAGGCCGCAGGUGAAGAAGAGUAGAAGAGGACCGAGGUCCCGCAGCUCUCAGUACCGUGGAGUCACAUUCUAUCGAAGAACGGGUAGAUGGGAGUCUCACAUUUGGGACUGUGGGAAACAAGUUUACUUGGGAGGAUUUGAUACUGCCCAUGCUGCUGCUAGGGCAUAUGAUCGUGCUGCAAUUAAGUUUCGUGGACUAGAUGCUGAUAUUAAUUUUAAUGUCACCGAUUAUGAAGAAGAUCUCCAGCAGAUGAAGAACUUAACAAAGGAAGAGUUUGUGCACAUUCUCCGUCGUCAGAGCACUGGGUUUUCUAGAGGGAGUUCAAAGUAUAGGGGAGUUACCCUACACAAAUGUGGACGAUGGGAAGCUCGAAUGGGGCAAUUUCUUGGCAAGAAGUAUAUCUACCUUGGACUGUUUGACAGUGAGAUAGAAGCUGCAAGGGCAUAUGAUAAGGCCGCCAUAAAAUUAAGUGGGAGGGAAGCUGUGACAAAUUUUGAACUAAGCGCAUAUGAACAAGAGUUGACUUCUGAAGUUGAUACUGGAGGUGGCAGCCAAGAUUUGGAUUUGCAUUUGGGCAUUGCUCCUACUAGUUUUGUAGAUGGCAUGGGAACCCUCCAGUUGCAAAGUGGUUUAGCCAGUCCAAAGCAUUGGGGAGUGGGGACCUCUGCUUCAAAUACAGUGGAAUCUGAACUACUACCACAUGGCUUUGAAUUGCUUUCUGAGCAUCCUCCUAUCUGCAAUGGAGUAAAUACUCAAUUCUUUCCCAUUUACAAGGGAACAGCAAUAGGGAAGGGCAUGGAAAUUGAUUCCUCACCAAACUGGGCUCAAGCUUAUGGUGGGACUCCUCCAGCAACACUCUUCUCUACUGCAGCAUCAUCAGGAUUCGCUAACGCAACCUUUACUUCUUCCCCGGCUGCUCCUCGGCUACCUCAUUUCUCUAGUGGAAUGUUACCUUACCACCAUUCUUCACCUCCUAUUCCAACUAUGAACAGCACUGCUCACUUUUGCUGCCGGAGCUGAAGUCAACAGGUAGUCGGUUACUGCCGUCAAUUCUUUCCUCCCUUAGUACUCUGAAAUUAGGUAAGAGCAAAAUGAACAAUGACUGUUUUGGUAAGCACAAACAAACCGGGUUUUGGUUUCUAACUACGCAUACAAGGCCAUGUGCUGCUCUUCUCUGUUUUGAGUGAUUUGUAAGACUGCAUACAAUAGCUUUAAUAGUGUAAAAGCUCAAGGUUUUAGACUACAUCAGAAUGUUUGAUAGGGUGCGACUGGUGCUCAAAUUCAUCUUUGCCUUUACAUUUCUGCCUGCUGCACUAAACUCCGAAAUGUUAAUUCUGUGGCUUUUUCCCCUUUAAUAUGAAAGUAUGAAACUGUCCAAUUUUAUUCUUGAA
Messenger RNA from Ipomoea nil (Japanese morning glory), 1954 nucleotides. RefSeq names its product ethylene-responsive transcription factor RAP2-7-like. Gene Ontology annotation, biological process: regulation of DNA-templated transcription. The transcript has 10 exons. The record is from RefSeq and is a predicted model, not a curated record. NCBI's taxonomy places the organism in Eukaryota, Viridiplantae, Streptophyta, Magnoliopsida, Solanales, Convolvulaceae. Bases 201 to 1583 code for a protein of 460 amino acids. Gene Ontology annotation, molecular function: DNA-binding transcription factor activity; DNA binding.